Messenger RNA from Xyrichtys novacula (pearly razorfish), 4559 nucleotides. The record is from the annotation of a GenBank genome assembly. NCBI's taxonomy places the organism in Eukaryota, Metazoa, Chordata, Actinopteri, Labriformes, Labridae.
AGUGGGGGAAGAAUUAUACCCAAACACAACACCAUACAGGCUGAUGUAAGUUGAAUGGGAAAGCUGUCAGCAGUGAGAGGAAUACUGCACGGUAUGCGGGCUAGAGUUUGUAUUUGUUUACGUUUCACACUAGGUUUUCUUUUAAUUGUUGAGUGGUCGGUUUUAUUUAUUAAAGACUUAGGUCAGUUAUAGUCCGUAUGGGAUGAUUAGCUAUCUCAGUGGUUCACGGUAGCUGUGCUUUCCUCACAUAUGGGAUUUAUAUCACUUUUAGGGGAAGGGAAUUAAUGCUACAAAAGAAAUUUAGCGACUCCGUAAAUGCUACUCAGGACAUAAAUUAUUUAUGUUUACGCCUAUCUUUUCAGUCAUUACAUGUUAACUAUGUUGUUUCCAUGACAUGGCCAGUGUGAAGACGAUGACAGACUGUCAGGGAGCCGAGAGUCCAAUGGAGCUCUACGAGAAGCUGACAGCACAAGGUGACGAAGUCAGAGCCUUAAAAACAGCUAAAGCUGAGAAGGUAAACAUUAUUAUACUACCGUUUAAAAUACAGUGUGAACUAGACUUGUGUUGCACAAAUUCUGAAUGUGACAAUGUGACUGCAGUGUGUCAAUAUAUAGGGGAGAGUGGGGUAAGUUGUGUCAUCCCCUGUUGCUUGGAAAUGGUAAAAGAAAUUGAUCAUGUGACCAAAUAUUUAGGAGAUGGGCAUCGAUUCAUGGAGUCUGUGGAGGUUAGGAGCACUUAGGUGAAGGGGUUAGACAUUUAUUUACAAAAAGAAAACAUUUUUCACUCUUGAAGGUGAAUUUAGUCUGUCCUAAGUUUGAUUAGAAUUGUGUUCAGACCAAAAAAGAUCAUUUUACAUGUGUUUUAUUGUGGUAUCUAUGAGCUACAACAUGAGGUCAAAAUCCGAGCAUAAAACUCCCCCGUUUUAGCUUAGAGGACUAAUAAAGUCAUAAUAGUAAUUCUGGGUAAGUUGAGCCAGUGGUUCAACUGAGAAAGUAAAGGAGUCUGAUGAGAGGAUCAGAGUUUCAGUUCAGAUUGUUGAAAUGUGUUACUUUUUCUUUUCAAAAAUACAGCUGUGAAUGUUCUGAAUCACUUAAAGACAUUCUCAUGUUAAAAUGGCUUUUUACAAAACAGCUUUUUAGCAGUUAUAUGCAAUAACAAUACAAAGAUUAUUGUACCAGUUGAAUAGUGUAUAAUAGAUAAAAACACACAUGAAUGUGAAGAAGUGACUGUUAUUUAGGGAGAGAGAAAGUGAGAGAGGGUGGAGAGUGGGGGGAUAGUAGGGAUACGGCUCAACUUACCUCAAACACUUUUUUUGGCAUGCUAUAUUAUCAAGACAGUUAUGUUUACACUCAUUCUGUUGGUUUGCAGGGAUGAACAACAUCUUGAAAUAUAUGCAGAUUCACUAGUUAGAGACAAAACUAUGAUUGACUUGAUGCAGUUAUCCGAAAUAUUAAAAAUGGCUCAUCUUACCCUUACAUCAUAGAUUGAUAGCUGAUGAUUGCCCCCAAGUAAUACUCCAGGAUGCUCACAGGGUGAUGUGAUUAGUCAUUGGCUGUACACUGAUUUUAGAAAGAACCUUGUUUUUAAUAGUCUGAAAUGCACAGCUUUCAAAAUGCCACUUUAGUCUGUUAUGUCUGGUUGCUUUUAUGUUUGUAUACUAUCUGAGAGAAAUGUUUGUUUCCUCAGGCUGAAGUUGAUGCUGCUGUCCAGUUGUUACUAAAGUUGAAAGUGGACUACAAAAAGGUAACAGGUCAGGAUUACAAGGCAGGCUGUCCACCCUCAGAAAACUCAGUCAUUCCUGACAAUGGACCCGCAGCAGAUGGCGCUGACGAUGAAGACACGGUUGACCCAUGGAACGUUUCUACCACCAACGCCAAGGGAGUGGAUUAUGACAAACUCAUAGGCAAGAUUUAUACGACAUAAGUGUGGCCUUUAACAUGUUUGAGGUUUAUGAUCAAGUUAAUGUAUGAAUUCCAGUGAUGAAUUUUUGAGGUUUGGGGUGAAUUGAAAGAGCAUUUCUUAUUUCCCAAAAAGCAGCCCAGUAAUUUUUAUCGUGUUGUGUUUUUGUUAGUGAGGUUCGGCAGCAGUAAAGUUGAUCAGGAGCUGGUGGACAGAAUAGAAAAAGUCUCCGGACAGAGACCCCAUCAUUUUCUUAGAAGAGGGAUCUUCUUCUCUCACAGGUAAGCAUUGCAGAAGGUGACUGUAUUUCACUGAUCUCUCUGUUCUAAUGUAUACUUCUUAACUCAGUUAUUCUGAAGUAUUUUAACUGAAGCCUCUCAAUUAAAAGAUCGAAACAGAAUGUCACUCAUUUCUCUCUUGUCGCUGUUUUUGUCAGAGACAUGCAUCAGGUUCUGGAUGCUUAUGAGAAGCAAAAGUCCUUCUACCUCUACACAGGCAGGGGUCCAUCUUCAGAAGCCAUGCAUGUGGGUCAUCUCAUCCCCUUCAUCUUCACCAAGUGAGUUUGACUCUCUUAUGAAAAAAAGAAGAAUUGUUGUUCAACUUCAACUUUCCUUUCAUUUACAGCAGAAAGUACUUAUUUUCAUCAAUUUAAUGUUAGAAAUGAAACCUUUCCUCUUGUCGCAGAUGGUUGCAGGAUGUAUUUGACAUCCCUCUGGUGAUCCAGUUGACUGAUGAUGAGAAGUACCUGUGGAAGGAUCUAACACUGGAAGAGUGCCACCGCUUUGCUGUAGAAAAUGCCAAAGAUAUCAUCGCAUGUGGCUUUGACGUCAACAAGACCUUCAUUUUCUCUGACCUGGGUUACAUGGGGUAAAAUAUGAUCAAAUUAAUGUAAUUUGUUUCAUAAACAUGUAUAAUCUUUGUUGGAAAAAGAAAUUUAUCAUAAAACAUUACAGGUUUUUUUAAAUUUAGAUGUCUUGGGUUUUAACAUAGUAAUAUUGUUUUUUGUUGUAGUGCCUGCCCUGAAUUCUACAGAAAUGUGGUGAAGGUCCAGAAGCAUGUGACAUUUAACCAGGUUAAAGGCAUCUUUGGGUUUACAGACAGUGAUUGCAUUGGUAAGAUUACGGAAAAACCUCAAGAUUUCUAAGUAGCUUCUAAAAGUUGGGCCUUUAUAAUAAUUUUAAUUUGUUCUUUUCUCUUAAGGUAAGAUCAGUUUCCCGGCCAUUCAAGCAGCCCCAUCCUUCAGUAACUCCUUCCCACAGAUCUUUGGAAGCAGAAAAGACAUACAGUGUCUUAUUCCUUGUGCCAUAGACCAGGUCAGCCCAGCAACAUUGAUAUAAUGGAUAAUAAAACUGAUAAUGAAAUUGGGCCACGUUUUGAAGUGAUAUGUUUUUGUGUCUACUUUUUUGCUCAUCUAGGACCCUUACUUCAGAAUGACCCGUGACGUUGCUCCAAGAAUCGGCUACCCCAAACCAGCCCUGCUGCACUCCACCUUCUUCCCCGCUCUGCAAGGAGCCCAGACAAAAAUGAGCGCCAGUGAUGCAAACUCCUCGAUUUUCCUCACCGACACGCCCAAGCAAAUCAAAAACAAGGUGCUGAGUUCAGUAAUUAGUCACACAAAGUCACAAAUGUCCUCCUUGUCAAUACUCGGUGUCUAAUCUGUCCUAUGAAAUUAUGCUCACAGAUCAACAAACAUGCAUUUUCGGGAGGAAAAGACACAGUAGAGGAGCACAGAAAGUAUGGUGGAAACCCAGAUGUUGAUGUCUCCUUUAUGUACUUGACCUUCUUCCUGGAGGAUGAUGAACAACUGGACAAGAUCAAACAGGUGAGGGUGUAAAAGACAAAAUAAUGCAAAUCACAUACCUACCCACAUCUGCUUUCUGUGUUUCACUCCUCUUCUAAUUACCGUCCCCAUUGUUCACUGAUAUUUCUAAUCUUCUCUUCAGGACUAUGCAAGCGGAGCUCUUCUUACGGGCGAACUGAAGAAAAUUUUGAUUGAGACUCUGCAGCCAAUGAUUGCCAAGCACCAAGAGCGACGCAAACAAGUCACAGAUGAGAUGGUCCAGCAGUUCAUGACACCGAGGCCUUUAAAUUUUAACUUGUAGCCUCACUGAGAGGCUUAGAUGUCAAGGUUAAUCGAGUCACUAAUGUCAACCUUUUCAAUGUUUAAUUUGCAAUAUGAAAGGGAUAUUUUCUAAUUCAGAAUACAUCAGGGCUUGGGGCAAAUGUAAAUGUUAAUGUAUGAAGGGAUAAUGUACUUCUCUGUGUUUAACUAAGCAUGGUACUGUCCACAACUUCAUGCUACAUCUAAAUUCUACCUGUUAGUAUCAUGCUGCAAAAAUUGUACACAUUUAUCUUCAUGAAAUGUUUGCUCUGCUGCAACAGUGGUUGUAUCCAACUCUUCAACCUGAAAUCAGUUCAGGGUGAAUGACAAAUAAAGCUGAGAAUAAAUGUAAGUGAAUGGCAUAUCUAUUCAGUAACCAAACACAAAAAACUACAUUCUCAUGGUGAAAAGGUUCAAUCGAAAAGGCUAUGUUUUCCUGGAAAAUAAAUUGAAAUAUAAAUAAUGCAUAUAAUUUGUAAUGAUACCUGAGGGGGAAAGCUAAUGUAUCCAUGAACACGAGAAUAGAUCAAAAAUAAAACUAUCUCUGAUUACUGUUGAA